AUGCACACAGGCGACAACCUCGUGCAGAAGCAACGGAAGGGAAGCGGAGGGCGGACAGUCGUGGUGACGGGAGAGAGAAGCAGCUCGAGUAACGUGCGAAGAGGCGAAUCGAGUGCUGGAUCAAACGGGUUAACUACUGAGACGAGAGCAAACGAAGAGGUGCCAAUCUGCCAAAAGCAAGCAGAGAUGGAGCCCGUCCCCAAUAUCUGA
This is a messenger RNA of Uncinocarpus reesii 1704, 210 nucleotides long. RefSeq lists its product as uncharacterized. The coding region runs from base 1 to 210 and encodes 69 amino acids. NCBI's taxonomy places the organism in Eukaryota, Fungi, Ascomycota, Eurotiomycetes, Onygenales, Onygenaceae. The transcript has 2 exons. The record is from RefSeq and is a predicted model, not a curated record.